Artibeus jamaicensis (Jamaican fruit-eating bat) is the source of this 4112-nucleotide messenger RNA. It is a transcript of the gene EDIL3, whose product is annotated as EGF like repeats and discoidin domains 3. Lineage: Eukaryota; Metazoa; Chordata; Mammalia; Chiroptera; Phyllostomidae. The coding region runs from base 520 to 1962 and encodes 480 amino acids. Gene Ontology annotation, molecular function: calcium ion binding. The transcript has 12 exons. The record is from RefSeq and is a predicted model, not a curated record.
GAAACCAAGGGAAAUCUCAGACAACAGGCGUCUCUGGUGUGCGUGGAAAAGUGCGCUCCCGGCUGCCCGCUCGCCCGCUCCACGCCCGCUCACGCUUCAUUGUUCUCCAAGUCAGAAGCCCCGCAGCCACGCGGCUAGAGCGGCGCUAGCAGCGCCGGCUGAGCGCACAGUGUCCGCCAGCGCGGGUGACCCGGUCCGCGCGGGAGCCCGCGCCCCGCCCCGCCCGCCGCGCUCAGCUGGGACCCACCCGCAGCGGAGGCUGAGCCAGGCAGCUCCCCAAAGCUCGCCCACCUCUUUGAGCCAGAACACAGGCAAAGGAGAAGAGAAAUUCCUCUCUCUGGUCACCCACUCCUUCUCGCCCUGUCCAAGAAUUUGUUAAAGAAGACGCUUCGGCAAGAAGACAUCUUCCUGAAUUCACGGUCAGGGGCGGGGUUGCCGGCGACCUGCGGUGCCACCUCCGCGACGCUGCCCCCGGCUGCGGUCCCUGAUUAGCUGGAGUCAAGUCUGGGAGAAGGGAUCAUGAAGAGCUCCGUGGCCGCUGGGCUCUUGGUCGUGCUCAGCCUCGGUGUCCCCCAGUUUUGCAAAGGUGAUAUUUGUGAUCCCAAUCCAUGUGAAAAUGGAGGUAUCUGUGUGUCAGGAUUGUCUGAAGAUUCCUUUACCUGUGAGUGCCCGGACGGCUUCACAGACCCCAACUGUUCUAGUGUUGUGGAGGUUGCAUCAGAGGAAGAAGAACCAACUUCAGCAGGUCCUUGCAUUCCUAAUCCGUGCCAUAAUGGAGGAACCUGUGAAAUCAGUGAAGCAUAUCGAGGGGACACAUUCAUAGGCUAUGUUUGUAAAUGUCCCCGAGGAUUUAAUGGGAUUCACUGUCAGCACAACAUAAAUGAAUGUGAAGCUGAGCCAUGCAAAAAUGGUGGAAUAUGUACAGAUCAUGUCGCUAACUAUUCCUGUGAGUGCCCAGGUGAAUUCAUGGGGAGAAAUUGUCAAUACAAAUGCUCGGGCCCAUUGGGAAUUGAAGGUGGAAUCAUAUCUAACCAGCAAAUCACAGCUUCAUCUACUCACCGAGCUCUUUUUGGACUUCAGAAGUGGUACCCAUACUAUGCUCGUCUUAAUAAGAAGGGGCUCAUCAAUGCCUGGACAGCUGCAGAAAAUGACAGAUGGUCAUGGAUUCAGAUAAAUUUACAAAAAAAAAUGAGAGUCACAGGUGUGAUCACCCAAGGAGCCAAAAGGAUCGGAAGCCCAGAAUAUAUAAAAUCCUACAAAAUUGCCUAUAGUAAUGAUGGAAAGACUUGGGCAAUGUACAAAGUGAAAGGCACCAAUGAAGACAUGGUGUUCCGUGGAAAUGUUGAUAACAACACACCCUAUGCUAACUCUUUUACACCCCCCAUAAAAGCUCAGUAUGUAAGACUUUAUCCCCAAGUUUGUCGAAGACACUGUACUUUGAGAAUGGAACUUCUUGGAUGUGAACUAUCUGGCUGUUCUGAGCCUCUGGGGAUGAAAUCAGGACAUAUCCAAGACUAUCAGAUCACUGCCUCCAGCAUUUUCAGAACUCUCAAUAUGGACAUGUUCACUUGGGAGCCAAGGAAAGCUCGGCUGGACAAGCAGGGCAAAGUCAAUGCCUGGACUUCCGGCCACAAUGACCAGUCACAAUGGUUACAGGUAGAUCUUCUGGUUCCUACCAAAGUGACUGGCAUCAUUACACAGGGAGCUAAAGAUUUUGGUCAUGUACAGUUUGUAGGCUCCUACAAACUAGCUUACAGCAAUGAUGGAGAACACUGGACUGUAUACCAGGAUGAAAAACAAAGAAAAGAUAAGGUUUUCCAGGGCAAUUUUGACAAUGAUACCCACAGGAAAAACGUCAUUGACCCUCCCAUCUAUGCUCGGCACAUAAGAAUCCUUCCUUGGUCCUGGUAUGGGAGAAUCACGCUGAGGUCGGAGCUGCUGGGCUGCACAGAGGAGGAGUGAGGAGAGCCACGCCCACAACCCUCCUCGCUAUUUUCCUCUUCUCUGUCUCCAUGGAAUGAACUGUGCGAAAUCUGUAGGAAAAUGAGUGGGGUUUUUCAUGAAAAAGUGCUCAAACUAUGGUAGGCCAUUAACUAUCUAAAGAGGUCUAAGCCUGCCUUUUCAAUGCUUUAUUUAAUUUGAUUUUAUCAGUUAAAUUUCUUAAGUAACAUCACAUUAACUGGGAAUGAAUUUUCUCAUAGUUUUUUGAAUUAUUCACACUAGUUGGAAAUAUUAGGGAAAGAAACUGGCAAGGAUAAAAAUCUCAUAGUUAUCAAAUAAUAACAAGAGUUGAUAGAGCUUUUAUAAUCAAUACUCAUCCAGUUCUUAUAAAAGGAAUACUGCAAUGUUAGCAAUAAGUUGUUUGUUUUUUUCUGUAGUGAGUCUACAUUAUCCUAGUUAUUUCCCUGUGCCUACCAAACACGCUUAGUGUUUAUAAUAGAAUUUUGAAGACGAAUUUGUAACAUGUAGUACUAAAUGAUAUUAUUGUUCUUUUACUUUUAUUUCUAAUCAGAUGUUAUGUGAUUUUUUGUUCUGUUUUAUAUUCUUUAUAUUGUAUAUUGCUUGAGUGAGUUAAUAUUUGAAUUGAGUUUUUGUUAUUUGCCUAAAAGAAGUAUAAUAUUUGCUUAUAUAUGGAACAUAUUUGAAAACUGCAAUCGAUCGUAGAUCGAUGGUAGAUCGAUCAUAAUUAAUAUCAGUAGAUCUGAAAUUCUAUUUUUGAAAGAAGCUAUGACUAUGUAAAUUCCAAAUUCUUCCUUUAUAAAGAAAUUCACACUACAAUUUUUUUAAAAAGAACUAAAUUGUAUUAUGUUUCUUUAAACCAAAAUUGUAUCUUCAUUUUGAUGAUAUUUAUAUGUCUUUAUCUUUAUUUUAACAUAAUAGAAUGAUGAAGGCUUUGUUUGUCACUUUAAUUUUUUUAUUAUUUAACAAACAAAUGUUAGCUUAGCUCUGCAUAGCUUGGCCAAACGUACUCAUUAUUUCUUUACUUAUCUCUGCACUUUCUGUGAAACCAGAAUUUUAUUAAGAUUUGAAAUUGGUGGUGGUUUCCUAGGAAAGCACAUUCUGUAGUCAUUUGUGAGAAGAAAAGUACUUACUAAUGACAAAGUAGUAACCAUUUCCAAGAUGAAAAUCGAUUUCUAUUUAUUUUGCUUCAAAGGUUCUGAAAAAAACAAGCAAUUAUCAUAACAAUUUGUUAUUGAUGAUGGAGGUUUCAUUGACAUGUUUCUCAAAUUAAAGCUCACACUGGCUCCAUACAAGUCCUCAACAUCUAAUAUAUAAGCUUUACAACUAUUUAUUUUAUAAGGCUUAGACACAGCAUUGUUGGAGUUUAAAAUUAAGCGUUCUGGAAAAGAAAGUACGGUAUGUGUACAAAACGUUGAGGUCCUGUGCAACACCGCUAAGUUUUUUUCUUUCAUUACUUGUGCUACAUAAUGAAAGCCACUGGACUGUCACUGUCUUGUUUGUCUGUGUGUUACUAGCAUUCCUUAACAAUAGAUGUAUGGAGUGGUCUUCAAGUACAGUAAAGAAUUUAAAGAGAAAGUCAAUCAUAAUGGUAUUUUUAAUAACAACAAAAUCAAAGUAGUAUGUAGCUUUUGUGUCACCUGUAUGUGGGACAUCAAAGUGAGGCGACUUUACUCAGUUUAAAUUCAUACCAAAACAAGUAAAAUCUCAUAAGGAAAAUACAGUUUUCCCUAGUCUUCACCACAUUGAGUAACUGUAAUAUGCUAGUUUUAUAAUCUAUGAAAUUCAAAUGUGAAACAUCUCCAUUUUAUCUGUUUUAUUAAAAGCAUUUAUCAUAGUUACUAAUUCUAAUUUUAGGGUUGACUUUCUCUUUCUGAAUGACUUCCUAAGGAUUGGUGUGAAUUUUGAAGUAUUAGGGUACUAAUGAUUGUAUCUUCGCUAGUCGACAGAGUAUGGACUAGAAUACCCCUGGCAUCUGAUGUGUCGGUACAGAAGUAACUAAGACACAAAUAACCUUUGAAAACAUUCAAGCCGUGUGAUAUUCCAAUGUUGUUUUUUUUCUUUGUAUAUAUACUUAAACCAUGUAGGCUGUUGUAAAAUCAGUAUGACCUUGUCUAGUCUUCAAACUUAAAAUAAAACUUUUGAAAAUCUGG